GUUUUUGCUCGCAAAAGAACUGCUUGUUUGUACACCAUGGAGUUGAAACUACUGACUGUGUUGGCACUCUUCGCCGUAUGUGGUAUCGUACAGGCCAGGCAGGUCGCUCCGGAUGAUUGUGACUCAAUCUGCCUCCACCAACGUGAAGGCUCCAGUGCCAGAAACGUGGUCCGUGGGAAGAAGCACCGCGCCUCCCGAUCAAAGGGACAUCUGGCGCCGGCCAGCCGACAACACGAUUAUGACUUCAGCACGUUCUGCGCGUCUUGUUACGGCUCGGAGACAACUGGAAAAUUAGAUCGAGCGAUCUCUUCAAGACAAUCACAAUCAUUCCCUGCAUCGAUCGUGUCGACAGCGAUGCAGAUUCCAGAAGAGGCAAUGAGUGGCGUCUUUGGUGGAUCUGGUGGAUCUGGGUCAUCAUCGUUUCUUUCUGGCUUCCCGAAUCCGUUCAACAUCUUCUCAUCUGGUUCAGGAUCAUCUGAAAGCGGAUCUGGAUCAUCCGGUGGUGGAUCGGGAUCAUCUGGUGGCGGAAUCUUCGGCCUUCCAGCAGAGAUGAUGAACAGCAUCACCGGAGGAUCCGGGUCAUCGUCACUUCCUUUCGGCGUCCCGAAUCCACUCAGCAUCUUCUCUCAAGGACAAUCAUCAUCCGGUGGACGCGGAUCUUCUGACAGUGGAUCGGGAUCAUCUGGUGGUGGAUCUGGAUCAUCUGGUGGUGGAUCUGGAUCAUCUGGUGGUGGAAUCUUCGGAGUACCAGCACAGAUGGUGAACAGCGUCUUCGGUCAGUUGGGGUCAUCGUCACUUCCUUUUGGCGUCCCGAAUCCAAUGAGCAUCUUCUCUCAAGGACAAUCAUCUGGUAGUGGAUCUGGAUCUUCUGGUAGCGGAUCUGGAUCGUCUGGUAGUGAAUCGGGAUCAUCUGGUAGUGGGUCGGGGGCAACUGGACUCUUCGAAAUACCAGAAGAGUUCGCCGAUGCUGUCUUCGGAACUGGGCAAUCGGGGUCACAAGGAGGUCUGACUGCAGAAAAUUUGGUCUCAUAUUGUCAGCAAGCGUGUAACUUCGCAGUGCCUUCCUCCAAAGCAAGGCGUCCAGAGGCGUCAGGGCGCAAAGGAGCAUCCCACGGCCACAAGGAGCGCCACGCCAGCCGGUCGGCACUUCCACAGCACACCGCUGUUCGGCACACUCGGCAGGCAGGAUCAUCCUCCAGCGGCAUCUGCCCCACCUUCUGCCAGAACUUAGACUCGUUCCUUCCCGGCCUCGGAAGCUCGUCUCAGAGCUCAUCCUCGGGCAGCUCAGCAGGUUCCACUGGUGAGUCUGGAACCAGUUCACAAACUUCCAGUGACAGCCAAGGCGGAUCUACAACUGGUUCGGAAGAAUCUUCCACUUCUUCGUAGAGUUCCAGUGGUACCCCAGGAAAAUCUUCAGAUCACUUUAAUCCGUCGUAAUAUAUUUGAACCAUCUCGCUUUCAGAUCGGAAGCUUUGGACAUUGAAACAGGCCACGUAAAUCUAAAAACUAGUGUAGUUCUCUUUCUUCAGCUCGGCUCGUCUGCACUCCUAUCUAUCUUAUAGGUUCUUAGUGACAAUGAUCAGAGUGCACACACAAUGGAAACCCUACGCAGACCCAAGCAAAACUAACCAUUUUGAUUUUCUUUCUCAAGCGUACUGUUAGCAGUCACAGAGGAACUAUAAAAUAUUGUUAAUUGUAGCAUCUAAAUAGUCAAUUAUUUACGCGUCUGAUGAUUAUGUUCGUGAAUGUUAUUAUAAUAUGGGUUUUUGAAAACUGUAGUUUAAAUACAUGUGGAGUUUUAACCAUUGAAAUAAAUACCUUACUAAUGCA
Molecule: messenger RNA, 1830 nt
Organism: Schistocerca piceifrons (Central American locust)
Lineage: Eukaryota; Metazoa; Arthropoda; Insecta; Orthoptera; Acrididae
Product: putative lysozyme-like protein
Exons: 23
Coding region: 37-1386 (449 amino acids)
Source: RefSeq, a predicted model, not a curated record